AUGGUUGAUAUCGAGAAACUCGAAAAUGAUGCACGUAAACAUGCAUCAAAAGCUGUUGACUUGGAUUCAAAAGGCAAAAGUGAAGAUGCUGUAUUUUUCUAUGUCGAAGCUGCCCAAGCAUUGAUUAGUGUACGUGAACAAUUAAUUUCUGAUCGGCAACAAUCUAGAACAUCAUCGAUUGGUUUAAAUGAAAUCGUUCGUUUAAUACAUGAUUAUAUAAAACGUGCUGAAGGAAUUAAAGAAAAUUUAAAAUCGAAACCAGCAGCGAGUAUUCAUCUAAAGAAUACAUCAGAAAAAGGUGUUGAACGCGCUCGAUAUUUAUUGAGUCAAGCACUUGAUCAAGAUGAACAAAAACACUAUGAAGCUGCGUUUAAACUCUAUCAAGAAGCUAUUACACUGUGUUUAAAUGAGAAAAAAAACAUAAACAAUGCAAAACAAAAGGAACAACUUGACAGAUUUGCUUACCAAGCUUUAGAACGUGCUGAAGAACUUAAGAAAACCGAACUCAAUCCAGCAUCUCAUAUACGUUUACCGUCGCCACCACGUGAUGAAGUCAUUCAACAAGAAGAACAACAACCGCUUGAUAUUGACGAAAAGAGUAUGAAUAUAAGUGAUAAACGAGCGAAAUUAUCUCCACAUGAACUUGAUGUUUUACGACGUGGAUCUAAAAUCAACGGUCGUGAUUAUGUACCAUUUUUCGAUAUUGAUUUACGUGAACGUUUUGCCUUUCAAACACCAUUUGUUGAUCCACAUGGACCAUUAAAAUUAGCUCCUAAGCAACAAUCACAUUUCCAACGAUGGGCACGGCCCGAUGAAAUUAUGUCCGAACCAAAGAUGAUUAUGGCUCUAUCAUAUUUUUCCAUAAAACAAGAUUUAAUUUCUGAUUGUUCGUUCGUUGCUAGUCUAGCUGUUAGUGUACAAUAUGAGAAAAAAUUCAAUAAACGUAUAAUUACAUCGAUUAUUUAUCCGCAAAAUAAACAAGGUGAACCUGUUUAUAAUCCAUGUGGAAAAUAUAUGAUUCGAUUUCAUCUGAAUGGUGUUUGGCGAAAAGUUAUUAUAGAUGAUACCUUACCAAUCGAUCAUUCAAAUCGUCUACUGUGUUCGUCAACAACAAAUAAAAAUGAAAUUUGGGUGAGCUUAUUAGAAAAAGCAUAUAUGAAAGUGAUGGGUGGAUAUGAUUUUCCUGGUUCAAAUUCAACAGUUGAUCUUCAUGCACUAACAGGAUGGAUACCAGAGCUAGUGUCUCUUCAUCAGCCUGAUUCAACAUUUGAUAAAGAUAAAGAAUUCGAUCGUAUGUUCGAACGUUUUCAUGCUGGCCAUGUAUUGAUUACAGUUGCUACACCUAAUCUAUCGAAAGAAGAAGAAGAUCGUAGUGGCCUUGUUUCAAGUCAUGCCUAUGCAUUACUGGAUAUGCGUAAAAUUGGUACUCAUAAAUUAAUAAUGUUAAAAAAUCCUUGGUCACAUUUGGAAUGGAAAGGUAAUUUUAGUGAUUUUGACACUCGAAAUUGGACACCAGAAUUAGUAAAAGCACUGAACUAUGAUCCUAAAUUACAAGUUGAUGUUGACAAUGGGGUUUUUUGGAUUGAUUAUAAUAGUUUAUGUCAUCAUUUUGAAAAUUUUUAUCUUAACUGGUCGCCAUCAUUAUUUUCUCAUACAUCAUGCAUUCAUAAUUCUUGGCCAGCUCGACAAGGACCUGUUAAAGAUCUUUAUAAUCUUGGUGACAAUCCACAAUACGUACUUCGUGCACAGCCUAAAACAAAAUCAACGAUUUGGAUUCUUUUAACACGACAUAUAACUGAACGACAAGACUUUGCUGUAAAUCGUGUGUUUAUAACAUUAUUUGUUUAUAAAAACGGUGGAAAUAAAGUUUAUUAUCCUAACGAAAUAAAACCUUUACAAGAUAGUGUUAAAACAAAUUCAGCACAUUAUCUUGUUAAACUUGUCACUGACGACGAAGAUUCAAAUGGACCAACAUUUUAUACGCUUGUGGUCUCUCAAUAUGAGAAAAAUAUUGAUAUUUACUAUUCCUUGCGUGUCUAUGCAACAUGCCAAUUUAGUUUGACUCCAGUGCCUGAAUAUUAUAAUCCACGAUAUCAACAAGAAAUCACAGGCGAAUGGAAAGGCAAAACGGCUGGCGGUUGUCAAAAUAAUACUGCGACAUACAAAAAUAAUCCAGUCUAUCAACUUGUAUUAAAUAAUCGUGAAGGAAACAAUCAUAUUAAAAUUGAAUUACGUGCACCAAAACAAUUUCAAGUUGGUUUUGAAAUAACAUGUACAGAAACUAAUGUAUCAAAUGCUCCUGGAGAAUUUCAGAAAACAGAAUCAGGUUCAUAUCGAUCGGGAUUUUGUGUAUUAACACUUGAUAAUAUACCGGGCGGAACGUAUACUAUUCGACCAGCAACAUUUGAUCCAAAUCGGGAAUCGCCUUUUUUUCUUAAUGUUGCAUCGUCGCAUCAGUGCGCAUUGACCAAAUUGCAAUAA
Molecule: messenger RNA, 2481 nt
Organism: Rotaria socialis
Lineage: Eukaryota; Metazoa; Rotifera; Eurotatoria; Philodinida; Philodinidae
Source: the annotation of a GenBank genome assembly